Messenger RNA from Fusarium redolens, 1132 nucleotides. RefSeq lists its product as uncharacterized. NCBI's taxonomy places the organism in Eukaryota, Fungi, Ascomycota, Sordariomycetes, Hypocreales, Nectriaceae. The transcript has a single exon. The record is from RefSeq and is a predicted model, not a curated record. Bases 84 to 917 code for a protein of 277 amino acids.
GUCACCUUUAAUUACAUAAAGACACGACCCACGGCACAAUCAUCACUCAAUCAAUCACCUCAAUCAUCCCGAAACUAAACAUCAUGGCAGCAAAGUCUCUAGUGGUCGGCGGAACAGGCGGUAUCGGCUACGGCAUCGCCUGUCGCAUCGCCGCCAACUCCCCCUCAUCAACCGUCAUCAUCAGCGGUCGCAAUGAGCCAAAGAACAUUCCCCACUCAAACAUCCAAUUCAAACAAUUAGACGCGUCUUCAAUGCGCGCUAUUAAAACUUACACCGAUGAACUCAAGGCGUCGCAAGAUCGGUUCAGCACCCUCGUUCUCUCUCAGGGCAUUCUCACAACCGCUGGAAGGACAGAGACGCCUGAAGGCAUCGACCUCAAGAUGGCGCUUCAUUACUACGGACGACAACUACUCAUUCGCGAACUUCUUCCAUCUCUCACCGACGAUGCCAAGGUUUUGAUUGUGCUUGAUAGCACUGGUGGAAGUCCCGAUAAACUCAAUUGGGACGAUCUGGAUCUCAAGAACACCUUCAGCCUCGGAAGCGCAGCAGCUCACUGUCUCUCCAUGACAGACGCCAUGAUCCAGAACUACGCGGCCGAGCAGAAAGCUGAGGGAAAGAACCGACAUUUCAUCCAUGCGCUCCCCGGUCUUGUCAACACGAACAUCAUGCAUUCACUCCCCUGGUAUAUGCGUCUCCCUUCAACUGGUCUAGCCUCUGUCUUGGGUGUUUCACCGGACACUUGUGCUGAGUACAUGCUGAAUGGCGUGGAUGAAGCUACGAAGAUCAAGGACAAGAAUUACGCUUUUGUGAGUCGGAAGGGAAAGGUUUUCGAGAAGCCGGCUUGGAGUGAGGAACAGAUCCGGAAAGUGAGGGAUCAUACCUGGGAAAUUGUCGAUGGUGCACUGGCGAAGGCUUGAUUCUGGCAACAUGGGUUCCGGGAGUUGUCUCUAUGUAUUUUCAUUUGUAUUAUAGGCCACACUAAUUUGAGAAACAUUUGUUUAGAAUCAGGGACCAAGGUAGCUGCUCCCGACUCAGUGAAUAAGAAGCGAAGGAUUAAUCAUGGCAAAAGGCAAACUACCUUUGCUAGAGCCAGAUAUGGAUACAUGUAAGUUACUCCAAAGGCAAAAAGAAG